CUCUCCUCGCCUGCUGAUAGUGGAAGCAACUCUGCAAGGCUUUGCUCUGCUUACCAGACUGCAGAGUCUGCUGCAAAUGCAAAACUGAAAUCCAUCUUUGCACCAGGUGCUUACUGUCCAAGGGGCUCCUGUGUCUUCUUGCCGUCUGUUUCUGGGUUUCCCCAGACUUGUUUUCUCAAAAGGAAGGUCUGCUCUGCUUCCAGCAAUGCAUCCUGAGAGGUGGCUGUCUUGGUGUUACCCUGCUUUUGGUGUGUGGGCAUUCAUGCUCACAUCCUUGAUUAAAGAUACCGCAGCCUGCGAAUCAGAGGAACGCCUAUUUCAUAAACUCUUCACCCACUACAACCAGUUCAUCAGGCCAGUGGAAAAUGUGUCUGAUCCUGUCACAGUGCAUUUCGAAGUGGCCAUUACCCAGCUUACAAACGUGGAUGAAGUCAAUCAGAUUAUGGAAACCAAUUUGUGGCUUAGACACAUUUGGAAUGACUACAAAUUGCGAUGGGAUCCCAAAGAAUACGAUGGAAUUGAAUUUGUUCGGGUACCGGCAGAUAAAAUUUGGAAACCAGACAUUGUCUUGUACAAUAAUGCUGUGGGGGAUUUUCAAGUUGAAGGCAAGACCAAGGCCCUCCUUCGCUAUGAUGGAAUGAUCACCUGGACCCCACCAGCUAUUUUUAAAAGCUCCUGUCCUAUGGAUAUUACCUUUUUCCCAUUUGAUCAUCAGAACUGUUCAUUGAAAUUUGGCUCGUGGACCUAUGACAAAGCCAAAAUUGAUCUUCUGAUCAUCGGCUCCAAAGUAGAUAUGAAUGACUUCUGGGAAAAUAGUGAGUGGGAAAUAGUUGAUGCUUCUGGCUACAAACAUGACAUCAAAUACAACUGCUGUGAAGAGAUCUACACGGACAUAACAUAUUCUUUUUAUAUUCGAAGGCUGCCAAUGUUUUACACCAUAAACCUGAUCAUUCCCUGUCUCUUCAUCUCUUUCCUUACUGUUCUAGUUUUUUACCUGCCAUCUGACUGUGGUGAGAAGGUGACUCUUUGCAUCUCUGUGCUGCUUUCUUUGACUGUAUUUUUACUGGUGAUCACAGAAACAAUCCCAUCCACCUCUUUAGUAAUACCCCUCGUAGGUGAAUAUUUGCUCUUCACUAUGAUAUUUGUGACUCUGUCAAUUGUCAUCACUGUGUUUGUCCUGAAUAUACAUUACAGAACUCCGACCACACACACAAUGCCCAAAUGGGUAAAAACCGUCUUUCUUAGCCUGCUCCCCAAAGUUUUGUUGAUGCAGCGGCCUCUGGAACAGCAGAAAAAAAGCAUCUCCAGAAAGACCAAGAAAGGAUCAGCCAAUACCUCGGGCAAAUCAAAGCACAGCAAACACAAAGAUACCAAACUACGCAAGGAGCAGCAGUGCUGUCACUGUGAUAAAGUGGAUGAACUCACUACCACCAAAAGAAGACGACUGAGCCAUCAGUCAUUGAAGUGGAUGGCAGAGCACACCGAGUACUCCCCAGAAGUGAAGGACGUCAUUAGCAGCGUUCAGUUCAUCGCAGAGAACAUGAGGUCUCAAAAUGAAACCAAAGAGGUGGAAGAUGAUUGGAAAUACGUAGCAAUGGUGAUAGACAGAGUAUUUCUGUGGGUAUUUAUAAUCCUCUGUGUGUUUGGGACUGCCGGGCUCUUUAUCCAGCCACUAAUAGCAGAUACAUAACUUUAUCCAGUGCUUGUGAUCCACUUUUGAUCUUAUUUCAUUUUCAGUUUGGAACUGUCCCAAAAUUUCCCUCCACUUACAUCACUCUUUUGCUCAGCCCCUUCUCAGCACCCAGCCCCAAUGGGGAGGAGAGAAGCAAAGAGUCCUUUGUGCAAGCAACAACCCAGAGCAGAAUGAGAAAAGGGCUGGACAUGGGAGAUGACCACGUGGUCUUGCUAAGGCAGAAAGGGUGGGAUUUUUGGAGUGCCUGCCUAUCUUUUUCUCAUUGAGAUCAGCAAUAGCAAUUGCACUGAGGACCACAGAAGCAGGCUGAAGUUACUGAGUUUCUCCCUUGGCCUCAGUGCUUGGGGCCAUCAGGACAGUUCAGGCACUUCUGAGUGCAUUACCCAAAGAGGACUCUACCUGGCUUUGCUGUUCUCUCCUGACCACAACUCUUCCUCAGCACUGACUUAUUUUAUGUUUCCUCUGUAUUUCUUCCCUUGUACAAUGCCUAAUCUCCAGCAUGGCACUUAGACGAGAUACCACAGCCAUACUGACUGCACAGAUGCUCUUCACUGUGUUCCUGUGACAGAGCAGACAAAAAUCUAAAUAAAAGUACAAUCACAUCAAUCCCUGUCCAGGAUUUUGAAUACAAUCUAAAAUAAGGGCUGCCCAUCUUCUGCAAUGCAAGUGCAAAAUGAGGGUCUGAGAUCUACAACACACGUGUUUAGGUUUAUGCUUGAAGUCAGAGAGAUCCUAAGCACCUAUUUGUAGUUGAAGAAAAACCUGCUUGAUAUUUUGCACUGUGUGCAGCCUAGAUCAUCCUAGAGCCAACACAGAGGAAUAACCUGGAUGCAAUAACAGAAAAGACGUGAGGUAUUUGUGGUUUACAAAGUAAUGCAUCCUCAUUUGAAAUCUACGACUCUAAGACCGUUGAAAACUAGUUCGCCUGCUGCUUACCUUUGUAGGUGACCAAAGUCAUCUUUAUUUCCUGGUACUGAAUAUCAAAGCCCAUGGUGAGCACCAGCAGGAUUUACAAGCCACAUUUCCUACAUCAGCCCAACAGUGGUCUCAGCCCACAGGGUCUGCUCUGAAAACUCGUGCUUGCUCAGGUUCAGACAUAAGCCCUCUAGGGAAGCAUUUGUCCCCUGGUAGCUACUCAUCACAGACAGAAAUGGCUUAACAACAUUGGUUUGAUCUGGGUUUUUUAAACCCAGGACCAACUUGGAUUACACACACCGUAUCAGAAGGCCAGUUGUCAUGAAUACUGUGCAAAGGUAGGCACUUUUGUCCAAAUGGCUCUGCAGCAGAUUUCCCUUUGCCAGCUCCUCAAGGGUCAGCCUUGUGUGGGUGAACCUGUUCUGCAGCUCCAGGGACACUUCUUUGGGGCUGGUGUUUCUCCUGUGUAACCAGGUACCAGUCCCAGUGCACUUCAUCCUGAAACACUGUGUAGCUGUGCACCUGAUGUGGUUUCUAAAUUAUGUGGACACUUUACCCUCGGGUCCCUUCCCUGAUUCCUGCUGGUUGUGCACAGAAGGAUUCUUCUCUAAGAGGCAUCAUUCCCAUCCAAGUCAGUGGGAGUGAAAUAUACAGCAGAGGUAACGGUGCAAUAACAAGAAUAUAACUGUCUCGGUCCAAUAUUUGAAAUAGGUAAAAUCACUCUUUUCUAGAAGAAAAACAUUUUUUUUUUCUGUGAACGCUCUGCAUGUUGCAUAAUUAUGUAGUGUCUGACAGACAGAUGUAUGAACAACC
Messenger RNA from Cygnus olor (mute swan), 3421 nucleotides. RefSeq names its product cholinergic receptor nicotinic alpha 6 subunit (gene CHRNA6). Gene Ontology annotation, molecular function: acetylcholine-gated monoatomic cation-selective channel activity; transmembrane signaling receptor activity. Gene Ontology annotation, cellular component: postsynaptic membrane; synapse; neuron projection. The record is from RefSeq and is a predicted model, not a curated record. The transcript has 6 exons. Lineage: Eukaryota; Metazoa; Chordata; Aves; Anseriformes; Anatidae. The coding region runs from base 206 to 1690 and encodes 494 amino acids. Gene Ontology annotation, biological process: regulation of membrane potential; nervous system process; signal transduction.